This is a messenger RNA of Cucumis sativus (cucumber), 1717 nucleotides long. RefSeq lists its product as uncharacterized. The coding region runs from base 239 to 1291 and encodes 350 amino acids. Gene Ontology annotation, cellular component: membrane. The transcript has 10 exons. The record is from RefSeq and is a predicted model, not a curated record. NCBI's taxonomy places the organism in Eukaryota, Viridiplantae, Streptophyta, Magnoliopsida, Cucurbitales, Cucurbitaceae.
UUUUAUCUUACAGUUCAUUCCUUGCACUGCAUUGCAAUCUCUAGUGGUUGAAGACGUGAAAAAACACAGUUGCUUAGCCAUUACACCUUGACUUUGUAUUUUUUGAAAGUCUUUUCAGACGCAUUCUAUAUAUGCAUUUGCUCCUCUCUGCCCUCACAUUCUGCAUUUUUUAACUGCAUGGGAGUUUGUCUCAAUCCCUUUACAAGUGCUACCCCAAAUUACCAGGAAGAACAGCAAUAUGGAUGAUGGAGCUUGGAGUUUGCUAACAGGAUCCCCCAAAAAAUCUUGGCAGCCUAUCAUGACAGAUGAUACAACAACUUCCAGUUAUUGGCUCAAUUGGAGGGUUGUGCUUUGCAUUAUAUGGGUUUUGCUUACACUGAGUUUUGCAUUGUUUCUGAUAUGGAAAUAUGAGGCCCGUGGGAAUAAGGAAUGUGACAGAGAAGAGUCUCAGAAAGAAGAAGCUGGAGCUUUGUAUGAUGAUGAAACAUGGCGGCCUUGUUUUAAGGGAAUUCAUCCAGCUUGGCUUUUGGCCUUCAGAGUGUUGGCUUUUUGUGUACUCUUGGUGCUUCUCAUUGUCACUGCUAUUGUUGACGGUGGAGACAUCUUUUACUUCUAUACUCAGUGGACUUUUACUUCAAUCACCAUUUAUUUUGGGCUUGGAUCAUUGCUCUCCAUCAAUGGCUGCUACCAGUAUCAGAAGAAAGUUAGUGGUGAGAGAGUGGAUAAUGUAGAGGGAGAUGCAGAACAAGGCACUUCUGCAGGUGGAAAUGGUUCGAUUACCUCAAAUACAGAGAAAAAUUCAUCCCGUCAUGAAGAACAUCAUCUCGUACGUCAACGUGCAGGAUUUUGGGGUUAUGUCUUUCAGAUUAUCUUCCAGAUGAAUGCAGGUGCCGUUAUGUUGACAGAUUGCGUCUUUUGGUUCAUAAUCGUUCCGUUUCUCACUAUCAAAGAUUACAACCUUAAUUUUUUGAUAAUAAAUAUGCACACAAUCAAUGCUGUUUUCUUGAUAGGAGACACUGCUUUGAACUCUUUGCGAUUCCCGUGGUUUCGGAUUGGAUAUUUCUUCCUUUGGACGGUCGUGUAUGUCAUCUUUCAAUGGAUCGUUCAUGCUUGUGUGAGAUUAUGGUGGCCUUAUCCAUUUCUUGAUCUCUCAUCUUCAUACGCCCCACUUUGGUACUUGUCUGUGGCUCUUAUGCACAUUCCUUGCUAUGGCAUCUUCACACUGAUCAUGAAGCUAAAACACCAUGUUUUUUCGACACGGUGCCCACAAUCCUAUCAAUGUAUGAGGUAAUCGGCGAAGCCCAGAAAGAAGAUACUGUUUAAACUCUCCGAAGGAGGAAAACAAGCAUAAAUGGCAAAAACAGACUUAAUAUAAAAUUGAUCUAUAGGGAUAAGUGUUUGAUGUAAAUGAGUUCUGCAGACAUGAAAAUCUUGACAGGAAAGAAAGAAGAGCAAAAGAUACAUUCAAGGUUUUCUUAGGCAAUUAGAUUAACAAUCUUCUCAAAAAGAGUUGUAUGGCAUAAUACAUAUAACUUAUAUGUAUGUAACCCAUAGGAAUAUUUUUCUAUUUGGUAUAGAAUAUAAAGAGAGAGAGCUCAGCUUUGUUCUCUAUUUGUGUGGUUUGUCAUUUUUUAUUUUUCAUCUGCUCUCUCUCUUUUCCCAAUAAAGGGAUUGGAUCCCUGCCUUGACAGCAUGAAAAUUGAUAGAUUUGAUUCUU